GGUAAAACUAUGAAUAUUAAAUAUGCGUGAAUGUCAUCAGUUUCCCGAUAAUUUGUUCACCCGUGAACAAAAGAAACAAUAAAUAUACAAAAAUUGUUUAAACUAUAUUAUUGUUAUUCAAUAUUAUUUACGAUUUUAUCUAUUGUAUCAUUAUUGUUAUAAUAUUAUACAUAAUAUUUUAUGAUAAAUGCUUGUAAUAUUAUAUUAUGUAAUCGGUGCGCUUAAAUCAUUCUAUGUUAUAUUUCAUCAAUAUUAAACUAUUAUUCUAUCACGUAAUAUACUUUCUGCUUUAUUAAUUUUUUUUUUAGAAGUUUUGAGCAUCGUCGUAUUCGAAUGUUUUAUGCCAGCUAAUAAUAUGGCAAGCCUUGCCAUUAUUUUACUAAGACGAUUUUAUUAAGACCUAUUUUAAUGAACUGUUCAAUUAUUAUAAUAAAUAUUUUGUACAAAAUAUGUGUCAUAUUCAAAUGUGGUACAAAUGUGGUACUUGUCAGCUGUCGUGCUGUAUAAAUGUACAAAGAUCACAGUCAUAAAUAUUAUUAAAACCAGAAACGAUAACACAAAUCUGGCAAGCAGAUUCGUAAUUUAAAUAAAUAUUUGAUCAUACCUAACUAUUAUAUCGCAGUUUACAACGAUACGGGACUUUUGGCACAUACUGUAAGAUGGAAGUUAAAUAUUGUAGUUAGUUAGUCGUGAUCAUUCGACUGCCUAUCGCGUAACCCUACCACAUUUAGACCCCACCAAUUACACGACGCCACGACCAAGUAACCAGCAGGCGUUUUUAGGGUAUAAAAACCUUAUGCACACCGAUCGAAAUGUCAGUCAUUUAGUCAUAUUAACGCACAAACGAAUAUUUUAAUCAUCAUUAUAAUAUCGUUUACCGUACACCCUGCACCUAUAAUAUAUACUUAUCACUGCAGAUAUAUUAUCUAUACAUUCAUUCACCGAGCAAUUUCAAGUGGCCGCUGUAAGCGAACGACCGAGCAGCAGAUUCCGAAAUAACAGAUAUCGUACCGAAUAUAUAGGUUAGGAUAAGAACAACAAAAACAAAAACAAUAACAAUAUGUUUCUGUCGUACGGUACCGUGCCCAUGUUCGCUUUCACGAUACUGUUGAAUUUCUUCUUCUUGAACUCUCCCAUCAAAUCGCAGGAGAGAGGCACGAUCUACGAACUGUGCCAGGAUUGUCUGAAUGACACAUGCCACAAAGAGAAAAACAGGCCGUGCAUGACCAGAUACGACGGUUGGUUCUUAUGUUACACGUGUGAAAUCGAAUUAGGUGACGACCAGUUCUAUACCUUAGAAGAAUGCAAGACGGGUUGCACGGAUCCAGAGAGGGUAUGCAUGUGUACCUACCGGUAUGUGUUUCGUGUGUAUCAGAAAAGAAGUUCUCGAAAACGGUGGUUAUUUAGACCCAUGCGAUUUGACAACCGAGCAGCAACCGAACCCAACGUGCAAGUAAGUUCCGUACGGCAUCACCAGCACGCCCGCCGAGAGAUUAGGUAUAAUUAAAAUAAUAGGUAUUAUGAUUAUUGUUUUUAAAAAUAUAAUACCCCAUAAUAUUAUAAUAAUAUUAUAUUAUAG
Messenger RNA from Acyrthosiphon pisum (pea aphid), 1579 nucleotides. RefSeq lists its product as uncharacterized. The transcript has a single exon. Bases 1061 to 1507 code for a protein of 148 amino acids. NCBI's taxonomy places the organism in Eukaryota, Metazoa, Arthropoda, Insecta, Hemiptera, Aphididae. The record is from RefSeq and is a predicted model, not a curated record.